GAAGCUGUGCUUGAACUAGAAACAUAACCUAAAUUUUUUUAAAAAUUAUAAAUGAACAAACUAUAACAAACUUAUUAAAAACUCUGUUAAAAAUAAAAAAUGAAACAAAGUAUUCCAAGUUUAGAUUUACCCAAAUCAAAAAUGUUAAAACUACGCAACAUGGGAUAUACUAAUGUCAACGAAUUGAAUUCUACUUUAUUAAAUUCGUUAGAAAUAGAAUUGAAGAAGCCUCCUGUAACAAAAACAUCAUUAGAAUUAUUGGAGGAAGAAAUUUUAAACGGAUGCAUUUUAACUUUUAAUACAGAUUUAGAUCAGAUAUUAAAAGACGAAAUAAUGCCCAGAAAAAUAGUAGAAUUAGCCGGUGUACCUGGAUCUGGAAAAACACAAAUAUCAUUUCAGUUAUGCAUAACAGUACAGUUACCUAAAGCUUUAGGUGGUUUGGAAGGAGAGGCAAUAUACAUAAGUACAAAUAAUAAUAUGGCACCACAUCGUAUUGAAGAAAUGAGUGAAAAGUUUAUUAAACAAGUUAAAGAUGUUGUGCCAGGCUUAAAAUUAUCAGCUGACUAUAUUUUGAAACAUAUUUAUGUUAUUUUCUGUAACAAUUUUACAGAAUUAAAGGCUUGCAUAAAAUAUUUUGCCAAUUUUUUGUUAGAUAAAAAGGUAAAACUGAUAGUGAUAGACAGUAUAGCUACACCUUUAAGAGAGUUAAAUCAAGAAGAUAGGACAAAUUCAUUACAAUCAUUGUUGUCAGACCUGCAGUCUUUAUCUAAUUUGUUUAAUUUUGCUAUAAUAAUUACAAACGACUUUACAACUCGUAUUAAAGGUGGACAAUCUUAUUAUACCCCGUCAUUUGGUGACAGUUUAUUUCAUAGGGUGAAUACAAGAAUAUGUCUUUCAAAAGAGAACAGUGUUCAUUAUGCAGAACUUGUAAAAAGUAUAAUGAAACCCCCAACAAAAGUAUCCUUUUCUGUAUUUUAAAAAAAAAUAAUAAAAAUGGCAUUUAA
Molecule: messenger RNA, 1004 nt
Organism: Sitophilus oryzae (rice weevil)
Lineage: Eukaryota; Metazoa; Arthropoda; Insecta; Coleoptera; Curculionidae
Product: DNA repair protein RAD51 homolog 3
Exons: 4
Coding region: 100-978 (292 amino acids)
Biological process (GO): reciprocal meiotic recombination; DNA repair; meiotic DNA recombinase assembly
Cellular component (GO): replication fork; Rad51B-Rad51C-Rad51D-XRCC2 complex; Rad51C-XRCC3 complex
Molecular function (GO): four-way junction DNA binding; ATP-dependent DNA damage sensor activity; ATP binding
Source: RefSeq, a predicted model, not a curated record